UGUUAAGAAGUCUUUUCACAAGUGAAUAGUCUGUCAAGAGUCUGAAGUCAUUCUCAAGUGACAUCGAGUAGACCUGCCAUCAUAUUACAAAAUAUCAAGAGAGACUUUAACAGCUCUGAUUACAAUAAUGUGGAAAACUCAUAAUGUUUCAAAGAUUAAUUUAUGAUUUUCAUUAACAAUGGAACACAUUUUACAACAUUGUGACAUAAACAACGGGAAAGUGUUCUAACUGUCCAGUAUGUUAUUUGGCGACGCUUCUUCCUGGUCGAAAAUCGGACUUCUUGUGGUCACACUGGCUUUAGCCUUAUACAUAGCCGGCUACGCAACCGUAUCAUGGAUGGUGGAGAGAACCAUUCGAGAAAAAGUGGACAUAACUGUCGGACUAUGGAAAAUGACAAACUGUUCGAGUACCUGUACUGAGAGCGAUGUUCCCGCUGUGUAUGCUACAGGUAACCACAAUACUGUAAAGAUAAUAGCAUCCAUCACCAUCGGGAUCCUGGCUAUUGUUUUCCUCUUGUAUCUUAUGUAUGUGGCCACGGUGAAUGUCCGAAAGAGGGGUGUCGCCUUGACAAUAAUAGUAUUGUGUUUUACCGGAGCUCUGCUGUCAUUAAUUAUGAUGAUCAUAUGGUUCGUCCAGUUGCCUAGCAAUUUCUUCGUCUCAUGGUCCUUUGGAUUGACCAUCUUCGCAGGACUGCUCCUUCUUACUGUAGCAGGAUUUUUACUGAUGCAAGAUAUGAAAAACUUCAAAUCCAAAGACAUAGAACCAGAAAAAAAGAACCGAGUCACUCCCCCGCCAGUACCUGUCCGAAUAAUGGACACUCCGUCUGUACCACCCUUCACACCGGAUUGGGACCGACGAACAGUGACACCUACCCCUCCCCCUCGACGCUCUCGUUCGCCAGUUCGGUCGGUAGUGUCUCCCUCGGCAGUUCGUGUGACGUCACACUCCGUUAUGUCCGUCAACACGUCCGUGUCUUCUACGAGACGGUACGGCACGCCCAAAUAUGCCUCUCGCUAUGACCACAGGGCAAGAUGAGCACCCUUUAUUCCAAAUAACGCUAGUAUGAAAAUGUGUUUGAAGUCUGCUUGAAUAAGUAGAAUUUGCGUUGAAUUUAGGCAUCAAUCUCGUUCAACCGGAUGUACUUGUCAAUCCGAAUACAAAUGUGAGUUGUUAAUGGGUUCCUUCUGUACCUCCUUUGAGCUGACUCCGAACCUUUAUAGGGACAAAACGUUUGAAAGCAAGCCAGUGAAAGGACUGCAUCCGUAUACUCAUCAACAAGAAAGCGUUUAGUUUUUAGGUUUCAAAGCAAUUGGCUAAUUACAGAUCACAGUGUUUGAUAAAUAUAUAGUAGAUUUCCUUUUAUCAUCAUAUGCCAAGGUGUGGCGCUUUUACUAAAAAGGACAAAAACCUGACAUUAAAAGUACUUUUGUUGACCAGUCAUAGGUGUAAUUACCUCUUACUGUCAUAAGCUUUUCUCGUCACGUCUAACGAAUUGUAUAAAUAAAGUUUGUGUGUGUGGCAGUGAUAAAGCGAGGUUAUGAUGAAUAUUGAAAACCUGACGCCUAUCGACUAGCCAAGUAAAAGGACUAUACGGCUUAGCGUGUGGUAUGGCACUAGACACCGCAAAAUCAUGUGAAACCUGAUAUUCAAAUGUCAUAUAUGUUAUAAAUCAUCAAACGACUUCAGAGAAAAGCAUAUGUAACAAAAUGAAAUAUUGAAAGCAAUCGUUGAGGCAUUCAAUGGCAAUACCUUUCCAUCAUUUAUUUUGAUUUUGAAAUUUGUUUAGGUAAUGAUGUAAAACGUUACAUUAUCAACUUUCAUACAAAAAUAAAUGUACUAGCUUGUAA
Pecten maximus is the source of this 1848-nucleotide messenger RNA. RefSeq lists its product as uncharacterized. Bases 239 to 1036 code for a protein of 265 amino acids. NCBI's taxonomy places the organism in Eukaryota, Metazoa, Mollusca, Bivalvia, Pectinida, Pectinidae. The transcript is spliced from 3 exons. The record is from RefSeq and is a predicted model, not a curated record.